This is a messenger RNA of Limulus polyphemus (Atlantic horseshoe crab), 369 nucleotides long. RefSeq lists its product as uncharacterized. The transcript has 4 exons. Bases 1 to 369 code for a protein of 122 amino acids. Lineage: Eukaryota; Metazoa; Arthropoda; Merostomata; Xiphosura; Limulidae. The record is from RefSeq and is a predicted model, not a curated record.
AUGACAACCAGUCUCGUGACUAUCAUAUUGGUCUUCACCUUGUUGGUGAGCAGCAUACCAGUAAAUUUCAGCUUUCAUGAUACAGCCUUCCGACCUGACGACGUUGAGAAUAAAACAACAUCAGACAAGAAACUGACUUGUUUAAUUCUGGGCCAAUAUUCCCGCUUUUGUGAAAAUCAAGGUGGAGACAGUGAACCAAAUAACAUCCGGGAAGAAUCCAUGGAAGGAAAAAUAUUUUCACCAUGUCGAGGGCUAGCUUGCAAACUAAAACGUCAAAUGAAAAUCCCUGAAAUGAAACAAUUCGUCGACUUCAAUAAGAGACAAAAUCGUCUGGCAGAAGAUGGCUCUGCUUUUUACAGUGGAUGGUGA